Messenger RNA from Amborella trichopoda, 2625 nucleotides. Its product is annotated as AT-hook motif nuclear-localized protein 22. Gene Ontology annotation, molecular function: DNA-binding transcription factor activity; minor groove of adenine-thymine-rich DNA binding. Gene Ontology annotation, biological process: vegetative to reproductive phase transition of meristem. NCBI's taxonomy places the organism in Eukaryota, Viridiplantae, Streptophyta, Magnoliopsida, Amborellales, Amborellaceae. The record is from RefSeq and is a predicted model, not a curated record. Gene Ontology annotation, cellular component: nucleus.
UAGAAAGAUGGAUAGGUUCAGUGAGGAAGUAGUUUUGCUUUCCUUUCCUGAGGUUACAGAUGCACCUCUCUUCUCUCUCUAGUCCAGCUUCCUUGGAUGCUACUUUAUUCUCUCUCUAACAGAUCGGAAAGUGGUAGCGGACUUAGAAGAUGGGUAAUCUCUUUCCUUGGAAAUGGUUUUCUAUCAUCUCUAAUUUAAUGAAGGUAGCUUAGAGACCCGAGAGAGAGAUUUCUCAUGAAAUAGGAGAGGGGUUUUCCAUCAUCUGAAAAGCCAACUGACUAGAGAAAGAUUUCUCAUCAAAUUGGAGAGAGAGAAUCGCAAUCUUGUGAAUAUUGAUAUAUAGAGAGUGAGAUUUCUUAUCAAAUUGGGGAGAGAGCUUUCCAAUUUUCUUCUCCCAUAAAGGAGAGACAGAGGGAGGGGAGCAUGUGUAAUAUAUGAGACAGAGGGAAGAAAGAGAGAGAAUGGAUCCAAUUACUGCAUCAGGUCAUGGCCUCUCGCUCCCCCCUCCCUUCCACACCAGAGAUUUCCAUAGCCAUCACCACCACCAGCACCUCCACCACAACUCCGAAGAAGAACAAAGCCGGAGCAGUGAUCUCAACAGAGGGAUAAAGCGAGAUCGAGAUCCGAAUACCCCGACAAGCAACAAUGAAGAGAAUCAAAACAGCAGCCAGAACAUGGAGGUGCAACAGACAGGAGGAGAAGGCGAGGUAACUAGGCGGCCAAGGGGACGACCAGCAGGCUCAAAGAACAAGCCGAGGCCCCCAAUCAUCAUCACCCGGGACAGCGCCAACGCACUCCGGUCGCAUGUGAUGGAGGUGGCGAGCGGGUGCGACAUCGUGGAGAGUGUUGCUAACUAUGCACGCCGCCGGCAGCGUGGGGUGUGCAUACUGAGCGGGAGCGGCACCGUCACCAAUGUCACGCUGCGGCAGCCGGCGGCACCCGGUGCCAUAGUGACGCUCCAUGGUCGCUUCGAGAUCCUUUCACUGUCGGGGUCGUUCCUGCCGCCACCUGGACCGCCGGCGGCAACCGGUUUGACAAUAUAUCUCGCAGGAGGGCAAGGCCAGGUGGUGGGAGGCACUGUGGUGGGUGCGCUGUUGGCUUCGGGGCCGGUCAUCAUUAUGGCAGCAUCAUUUGGGAACGCUGCAUUUGAGAGGUUGCCUUUGGAUGAGGAUGAGGCUGUAUUGCAAUUUCCCGGCGGUGGUGGGAUGGGUGGGUCUCAGUCGAGUCCGGAGGCUCAGUCGCAGCCGCAGCAGCAACAGAUGUUGGGGGAUCCAAAUGGAGCUUUGUUUCAUGGGCUUUUACCCAAUUUUACCAACAGCAGUCAGUUGCCGCCGGAGGCUUAUGGUUGGGCAGGUGGCCGACCGCCUUAUUGAGAACCCGGCCUCUCUCUCUGCCCUUUGAGCUAACUCUCUCUUCUUUCUCUCACAUGACUUGACAAAGAGGAGUGUUGCAGUUCUUAGAUUUGUGGUAAGGAUGUUUUGAGGGAUGAUUUACAUUUCUCUUUCUCUUCAUAUAUUUGCUCUUUUUUCUCAUCAGAAUUUCCUAUAUCUUGGCAUCUCUCCCUCAGUUUUAUUCAGAAAUUUUACUAUCUUGAUCUCUCUCUAGUUUGAGUUUCAACAAAAGGAGGGAACUAGGGUUUGUGGUGGUCGGGAUGCUGUUGGCAUAAAGGAAUUGGGGUUUUAAGAGAGAGAAAUUGGGUUUCAAGUUACAGAUGAGAAAAGUUGGCAAAUACUUCUCUCUCUCUCUCUCAAUAUUUUUCUCUCUAUAAACUUUAUCAAGAGGCUGAGGUUUUACAUGGUUGAAAGAGGGAAGAAGGGGUGGAAAAUUUUGGAAAUGGGUGUGAAUGAUUUUGAUGAUGAUAAUUCAUGUGUUUAUUUGAGGAAAGCAUGCCAUUUGCAUGGUUUAAUGGACAUGAAGAUGAGUCAUUGGCUUUUCCAGGAGCACCUGGUUGGGUGCUGCAUGGAGAGAGAGUAAGAGAGUAAGAGAGAGAGAGAGAGAGUAAGAGAGAGAGCAAGAGAGAGAGAGAGAGUCAGGUAGAAAGGGGAGAGAGAGUCAGGUAGAAAGGGGAGGAGCUGCUUGGUUUUCAGUAGUGUGCAGAACUGUUAUCGAGUUGACUAUUUGAAUACGUGCAUCCAGGACACACGGGUUCUUCAUGUAAGUGUUCCACUCCCUCUCUCUCUCUUUCUCUCUCAAUUGUCUGCAUCAAAUUCAUGUAACGGUUGGGGGUUCUGUCAGGGUCUGAAUUCCUCUCUUUUGAGCUUCCAACUUUUUUAUUCGUAACUCCCCAAAAAAACGCAGAUUCUUGUGACUUCUGUUCCAUAAAUAAGUUGGGUUUCACCUCUUUAGUUUUGCCAUUUUCCAAAUGCAAGCUCGUUUCUAGCUUCUACCAUUUUCUUCUGAUAAAUAAUGAAACAAACCAUUUUAGUAGUGGUGGAGUUCAAAGUGCAUGCAAAAUAUCAUGCACUCCCACAGUAGAGAGAAGAGAGAGAGAGAUUUCUUUCUUCAAAUUCCUUCUAUCUGAGAAUCAAGCCUUCUUGGUCUCUCUUUAGAAUCCCCAUCCAUUGUCUGAGACGUUUUCCCCUUACAGCUAUGAUCUCCCAUCCAUUUUGUAACAUUCAUUGAACA